This is a messenger RNA of Marmota monax (woodchuck), 2540 nucleotides long. Its product is annotated as ski-like protein. Gene Ontology annotation, molecular function: RNA polymerase II cis-regulatory region sequence-specific DNA binding; SMAD binding; DNA-binding transcription factor activity, RNA polymerase II-specific. Gene Ontology annotation, biological process: negative regulation of BMP signaling pathway. The record is from RefSeq and is a predicted model, not a curated record. Gene Ontology annotation, cellular component: nucleus. Lineage: Eukaryota; Metazoa; Chordata; Mammalia; Rodentia; Sciuridae.
AUGGCGCGCGCGUCCCUGAAGGGACUCGGAGCCGCGAGGGGGCGGCGACGCCGGCGGGCUCGCUCGCGCGGGGCCGCCGCUGGCUCCGUUCCCUCCCCCUCCCCCUCUCCGCCGCCCUCGCUCUCCCCCGGGCGGCCAGAGACUGCGGCGACGUCUGCGGGAAGCCAACCAAAACAAAGUUGCAAAAUCUAUUGGGUUCUUCCUGGCCCACUGCUCAUCCCUUCCGAUAGCUCCACAGAGCUCACCCAGACUGUUUUGGAAGGGGAAUCUAUUUCUUGUUUUCAAGUUGGAGGAGAAAAGAGACUCUGUUUGCCCCAAGUCUUAAAUUCUGUUCUCCGAGAAUUUUCACUUCAGCAAAUAAAUACAGUUUGUGAUGAGUUAUAUAUAUGUUGUUCAAGGUGUACUUCAGACCAGCUUCAUAUCUUAAAGGUCCUGGGAAUACUUCCUUUCAAUGCUCCAUCCUGUGGGCUGAUCACAUUAACUGAUGCACAAAGACUGUGUAAUGCUUUAUUGCAACCACGAACUUUUCCUCAAAAUGGUAGUGUACUUCCUGCUAAAAACUCAUUGGCCCAGUUAAAGGAAACUGGCAGUGCCUUUGAAGUGGAACAUGAAUGCUUGGGCAAAUGUCAGGGUCUCUUUGCACCUCAGUUUUAUGUUCAGCCCGAUGCUCCCUGUAUUCAGUGUCUGGAGUGCUGUGGAAUGUUUGCACCCCAGACAUUUGUGAUGCAUUCUCACAGAUCACCUGACAAAAGAACUUGCCACUGGGGCUUUGAAUCAGCCAAAUGGCAUUGUUAUCUUCAUGUGAACCAAAAAUACUUGGGGACACCUGAAGAAAAGAAACUGAAGAUAAUUUUAGAAGAAAUGAAGGAGAAGUUUAGUGUGAGAAAUGGAAAAAGAACUCAAUCCAAGACAGAUACAACACCAGGAAUGGAAUUACAAUCAUGGUAUCCUGUUAUAAAACAGGAAGGUGACCAUGUUUCUCAGACACACUCUUUUUUACAUCCCAGCUACUACUUAUACAUGUGUGAUAAAGUGGUUGCUCCAAAGUCUAAAGAGGUCACAAAGACAGAGGCAAAUCCAUUGGUCUCACAUAAUUCUACAAGUAAAAAGAAAUCAGAGUCUGCUACUUGUGCAAGAGACUCAAGCAAGCAUGAUGAAGCUUCAUCUUCAUUUCUUGUCAAAGAUGUUAUUUGUGAGGAUGAUAAGGGGAAAAUCAUGGAAGAAGUAAUGAGAACUUAUGUAAAACAACAGGAGAAGCUGAACUCAAUUUUGCAAAAGAAGCAACAACUUCAGAUGGAGGUGAAAAUGUUGAGUAGUUCAAAAGCUAUGAAGGAACUCACUGAAGAACAACAGAAUUUGCAGAAAGAGCUUGAAUCUUUGCAGAAUGAACAUGCUCAACGAAUGGAAGAAUUUUAUGUUGAACAGAAAGACUUGGAGAAAAAAUUGGAGCAGGUAAUGAAGCAAAAAUGUACCUGUGACUCAAAUUUGGAGAAAGACAAAGAGACUGAAUAUGCAGCACAGUUGGCAGAGCUGAGACAGAGAUUGGACCAUGCUGAGGCUGAUAGACAAGAACUCCAAGAUGAACUCAGACAGGAACGGGAGGCAAGACAGAAGUUAGAGAUGAUGAUAAAAGAGCUAAAGCUGCAAAUUUUGAAAUCAUCAAAGACUGCUAAAGAAUAGAAACCAUGAAAGAGAUUCAUUUGUGUAUUACUGACAGGGUUUUUUGUUUGUUGCUUGCUUUGGUGAUUGAAUCCUGAACAUCUUAUCUGCAUGAAGAUAAAUAGGCUUUCUGUCCAUUUGUAGAUCAGAGAAAGUGAAGAGAUUAUAUAUUAGUACAUAAAUUUUUACAUUUUCCAAAUGAAUGAAAUGUAUGUUUCUUUGUACUUUUUUUCACUCAGCUUGUUAACAGUAGUAUAUGGUUUCAACUAGUAGAUAAUUACCUAUAUUUCUAAUGCAAAAUUAAUAAUUGUAUACUUUUUAAAAGCUGCAUUAUGUGAUGGAAAAUAGUGAUCAAUUUUGUUUAUCCAUAUUUCAAACUCAACUUUAUAUAAAAUGGUGGUAUUAUAAUUCAAAUAUGUAAUAUAGAACUACUUGAGGAGUUGAGUCUCCAUUUUUCUCACCAACACAAACUCCUUUCUGAAUUCAUAUAGUACAUUCAUUAUUAUAUGCAAAAUUUGCUUUUACUUUGUUCAGAUUGUGGAACUGAAUUUCCACCAGUUUUCUUUUUGGUGUCUUCUAAGAGGAAUUUCAUUGAUGAAGUUAUAGCCCACCCUUGUACACAAUGGGCAAAGAUAACAUGCUUUGUUAGUUAUGCUUUGCUGCUAAACACAAGAAGCAUUGUAAUUUGUCUUUCAAUUUAAAUGUGAUUAUAUUUAGAAUUUUUUUGUAGUGACUUCAGAAAAAUAAUUUCUGAGCUUUUUAAUGGUGUUAGUAGUGGUGUGAAAAUAUUAAUGUUCUUGAGAAAACUGAUUCCAUUAAUGUACAUUGGUUUCUAUACAAUCCAUAAUCCUGUACAGUUUUUAUAUGUAGUUAUGGGUCUU